AGUCUUAUGUUUCUUCAGCCAAAACAAAAAAUACUUUUGGUAUUUUGAAAAAAUAGUUUUAAAAGAGAAUUUUAAUAUAAAACACAAACUACAUGGUCGCCUUUUAGUACAUUCUGCAACUUGUUCCGAAGAGUUGGUUACACACAAAAAAAAACAUUGAUUGAGUGUUGAAAAAAAAAAGAGGAAAGAAAUGGGGUUACAUCCGGUGUCGGAGGCGAACGAGAAGAGCCCCUUCGGCGAUCUCUCCGCCGAAGAAUUCUACGACCGCCAUGGCGUCAGCCACUCCUCCGACUUCAUCACCAACUCUCGCGGUCUCAAGCUUUUCACCCAGUGGUGGACUCCUCGCUCUCCUUCCCGCCCAAUCGGCCUUGUCGCCGUCCUCCAUGGCUUCACCUUCGAGUCCAGCUGGUUCGUGGAGCUCACAUCCAUCCUCUUCGCCGAAUCUGGCUUCAUCACCGUCGCAAUCGACCUCCAGGGCCAUGGCUUCUCCGACGGCCUCACCGGUUACGUCCCCGACAUCAACCCCGUCGUCGACGACUGCAUCUCCUUCUUCCAGAGCUUCCGUGAACUCCACGCGCCGCCGGACCUGCCGUGCUUCCUCUACGGAGAGUCCCUCGGCGGUGCAAUCGCGCUCUACAUCGCGAUCAAAGAGAAAUCUCGCUGGGACGGUCUCGUCCUCAGUGGAGCAAUGUGUGAGAUCAGCGACAGGUUCAAACCUCCAUGGCCGUUAGAGACAGUUCUCUCAGCGAUCGUCAAUUUCAUCCCUACCUGGCGCGUGGUUCCCACUCGCCGACGCCUGAUCGACAUAUGCUUCAAGGAGCCAUGGAAGACGAAGCUCGCGCUCGCAAACCCGAGGAGGACGGUGAGUAUGCCACGCGCCGGCACGGCGUACGAGCUCCUGCGCGUGUGCGAAGAUCUGAAGGGGAGGUUCGAGGAGGUGGAGAUCCCGAUGAUGAUCGUUCACGGCGGAGACGACGCCGUAUGCGAGGUGAGGCGCGUGGAGGAGCUUCACCGGAGAGCGAAGAGCGAGGAUAAGACGGUGACGAUCUACCCUGGGAUGUGGCAUUUACUUGUCGGAGAAUCGGAGGAGAACGUCGAUUUGGUUUUUGGGGAUGUGGUGGAAUGGCUCAAGAACCGAGCCUCACCGCGAGGCUGAGAGAGAUAAAGGUGAAUUUGCCUUUGUCCAAUUAAAACGUGUCACGUGGCGUAUAAUCAAACGCGUACGUAUAUACGUAUUUGUGUGCGUAUAUAUAUAUAUAUUAUUUUUAACACUAGUUGAUGUCUCUAUUGUGUUAACCUCUUAAUACUAGACUACUUUGAAUGUAAUUUAAUAAAAGUUCGAUAGUUUAGUUUUUA
Messenger RNA from Tarenaya hassleriana, 1356 nucleotides. RefSeq names its product caffeoylshikimate esterase-like. The record is from RefSeq and is a predicted model, not a curated record. NCBI's taxonomy places the organism in Eukaryota, Viridiplantae, Streptophyta, Magnoliopsida, Brassicales, Cleomaceae. Gene Ontology annotation, cellular component: membrane. The transcript has a single exon. Bases 191 to 1156 code for a protein of 321 amino acids. Gene Ontology annotation, molecular function: lipase activity.